AAGGAGGAGGCGAGUGGGAGGUAUGGCAGUACGUCGUCUGCAACUGAUGCGAGCGUUUCUGCUGGCGUGCCUGGCGGGCACGGCGGCCGCGAUCUGCCCCUGCACUUGGGAUCCCUCGGCGAGCAGCCUGGACUGCGGGGGCCUCGCCCUCACGGAGGUUCCCACGGCGUGCUUUGACGCGUUUCCGGACGUGAGGACUCUCAACCUCACGAGCAAUGAAAUAACACAACUUAGACGAGAGGACUUUAGCGGCAAUGUCGAUAACCUAGAAGUCCUCCUCCUCGACGACAACCCCAUCAGCAGGUUCUUUCCUGACGCGUUUGCAGAGCUCACUAAUCUGCACGAAGUCAAUCUCCAGACCACCGUCUUUGCAGCCAUCAUUCAGCCAGGCCUCUUCUGGAACAACGCAAAGCUGAAUAGGUUUGUCUUGGGAGACGUGAUGGUCAGGCUGCCGAUGGAACUGUUUAGCCCAAAUCUCACUGCCCCUUUGGUAUUCGACCUGUCGCGGAAUAGCUACCAUCAGAUCGCUCCCUGCAGAUGCCUUGCUGAUCUGCCAGAGGGAAGUCAAGUCAUUGCAGGAGGGGUGACCUUUUGGGCACAGACGCGGGCUGAUGAAGAGAUCUGUAAGGGUUUCAAUGUGUCUUAUGGGCUUACGACCCAGUGUUAUCCUUUCACAGACUCGUUUAUUGAUUGUUCUAACCUUCCGGAGGAUAUGACGCCAGUUACAGUAGAGUUAGCAAUGGCAGAGAUAGGAAAUAACGACUAUUAUAUUCCGCCAUAUUUAACUUUCGCCUCAGCUUUCCAUGAACUCUUGGGGGAAGUCCCUGGCGAUUUCGAUUGCCUUCCUGGAGGAGUUGACAAGAUCUGGGAUUUUCAAGAAUAUUAUCAGAACACGGAACAUGUACAGCUAGAUACCUUGUAUUUCGACCUGUCAAAUCUCUAUCUGUUCACAUCAGAAAUAACACAAUCUGUAAGUAUCAGAGCAGACACUGUGGUACUCACCAGGCAAAUCACACCCGUCGAGUAUCAGCUAAACAUUGCUGCACGUAAGGUAGUUCUUCGGUUUCCGAUUCACUCCUAUGCAGAUACGUCAGUGCACAAUCCCUCAACAGACGAAGAUUUCUUCACACUCUCGCACGACUUUGGCGAUAUCAACGGCGUGAUCGUCGAAAUGUUCCGUCAUGGAAACGUGCAGGUCACUCUGCUGGGCUCCGAGACCAAACCUUGCGCGAGUCCACCUGAUGUGACUGACAUUCUGCCGGAAAGCACGAGCCUCACCCAGCUCGACCUCGCAGUCCAGUGCGGUGUGAGUCUUCUGGACAGGGAUGAACAGGCGCUCGCAGCAGCCCUUCAUAUUUCGUCUUUGGCAGAGAAUCUGUCGGCCGCUAGUCCCGCCGGCGGCAUGGGACAGGUGAGAAGCAGGGCUGCCAGCGUCAGGACCUUCGCUUCUUCUCGCCUGAGCAAAAGCAACGUCAGUGAACCCCUCCCUGUCCCGUACCUCUCUCUCAGCGUGUAUUCCGACAUGGUAGAUGAUCUCGCGUGGAAUGUCCAGUUCUAUAAAGACACAAUUGACAAACUGAGGAAUAAAUUGGAGCAGCAGAGCGAAGCAAUGUUUGACAUGAGCAUGACAUUCGAGGAGCGUCAUGCAGACCUGGAAUUCGUAUAUCAGGAGUCCCAGGCAGCCAUUACCCAAGCUCAGAGUGUGUUCGGAAGCCAGGAGAGUCACCUCAGCAACCUUCGCUCGCACGCAGAUUCGGUCUACGGACUCGUGUUUGAUGUCUACGCCCAGUUUUCAGAAGCUGCCACCCGGUACGAAGCAGCGUUUGAGGACUUCAAGGACGGCAUCAGAAAGGCGAAGGAAAGCGCGUUUAUCCGGGGUUGUCUCGGCAUCUUCACGACCAUCGGAAAGUGCUACAUACAAAAGGAAUAUCCGAAUCCAUCCGAGAUCGUGAAUUCUGUCUACCAAGCAAGUGACUUUGUGGACGAAUUCGAUGACCUGAAAGACGAAAUGGAAGAAUCCAUGCUGCUGAUAAAUGACCUCAUGAGAGAUGUGAUGGACAUUAUAUCAAAGUUGGAAACCUUGGACCCUUCUGAGGGCGAUGCCGGGACAGACUGGGCCGCUGCCUUCCCUGACACAACACAGCUCCUCAGCGCCGCUCAGAGCCAGAUGGUGUCGAGAACGCAGUGGGACGUCUCCACCAGAGGGGCCACUAUACUGCUCGAUGACGCCGAUAUGAAGCAGGUCUCGGGAUCGGGGCAAUACAGGGCUUCGGUGCUGGAAUUGGCCGAGUGGGGGAAGAGGUUCAGUGAAAAGGUGGUGUCCUUCGCGCAGCUCAUCCUCCAGAUCAAGGACGAGGAGGAAAAUCUGAAGGUGGCCGCCCUGGGCGUCCAGCAGGCCAGCGAGAAGGCCGACGCCGUCGGCCAGAUGAUGGCCACGUCCGAGACCAACGAGGCAAACUACCUGUCGGUGCUGAAGCAGCAGAAUCAGGUCGUCAUGGGUCUGAUGCUCGACUUCUACACGCGGGCCCGCGCAGACAUGCUGGCCAUGGCCCGCGUCCUGGACGAGUUCUGCCAGGCGCACCGCUACAACUUCUUCACCGACUGCGCCCCGUCCAACAAGCCGACGCCGGCGGACGACUACGACGCGAUACUGCUGAAGCUGAGCAAGCUCCAGGUCGGCGCCCUCGACUCCCUCUCGAGCCUCACGCCUCCGCCACAGCCCUUCAAGAAGACCUUCGACAUCAUAGAGAGUCCUUCGUGCGACGGGGCGCUCAGUAACUGCCCCGUGUCCUCCCUCAGGUCCAAGGGCGUCGCCACACUCGUCCUCAGCGACUGGUGGGGGUCUGAGCUAGACUUCUUCGACCGCGUCCGCAUCGACACUCUUCAGGUGUUCCUGUCGGGCGCCUCAGUCCCCUUCGACACCAGCGUCAUCCUCGAAGUGACUCAACCGGCGGUGUUCAACGACACGUUUACGGGGGCGAUCGACACUUUCACUGGCCACGUCACGCGCUGCCUUGUCAUGUAUCGCCAGGAGAUUCCUGACGGAAACAUCAACGACGCUACCUUCCUGACGGACUGCUCGACGCACCACAAUUACGACAGCUACUACUCGAGGUCAACGCCCAGGGGUCUGUACACCGUCACCGUCGUCAGUCCUGAUACAGACGUAACCUUCCUUCAGAAGCUCCAGAUCCACGUCGAGGGCUCCUGGAUGCCGCACACCAAAGCGUCAGAAGGAGACGACUCUUUCGCCGUUACUACUGAGGGGCACUAGAGGGCUCUUGUGCCGAAACACUGCCAAUGUCUGAAAUCUAAUAAAGCAUAAAACUACCCAAAGUCUGACCUUUUUAGAGGAGAUAUAUCACACUGUGAGUAAGUAACACUGUGCCCGGAGUUGCAGCAAGGAGCGGUUCCUGUGCUACACCUGGGUAUCUUUGAAUUACGGAAUGGGUACAUCGCUGCUUCACUAGCAUCUAGUGUAAGUUUCGCUUAAGAAGCACGAAGUUGGCACUUAAAUAUCAUAGGUUAUAAAUUAUAGAAAUUCACAUUAGCAUUCACAACCAAUUUUGAAAUAAAUAAAUAAAAAUAUACCCGUAUCA
This is a messenger RNA of Penaeus indicus, 3599 nucleotides long. RefSeq lists its product as uncharacterized. Lineage: Eukaryota; Metazoa; Arthropoda; Malacostraca; Decapoda; Penaeidae. Gene Ontology annotation, molecular function: protein binding. The record is from RefSeq and is a predicted model, not a curated record. Bases 23 to 3274 code for a protein of 1083 amino acids. The transcript has 5 exons.